Molecule: messenger RNA, 2822 nt
Organism: Mesoplodon densirostris (Blainville's beaked whale)
Lineage: Eukaryota; Metazoa; Chordata; Mammalia; Artiodactyla; Ziphiidae
Gene: RPGRIP1
Product: RPGR interacting protein 1
Exons: 15
Coding region: 1-2790 (929 amino acids)
Biological process (GO): non-motile cilium assembly; retinal rod cell development
Cellular component (GO): photoreceptor connecting cilium
Molecular function (GO): thromboxane A2 receptor binding
Source: RefSeq, a predicted model, not a curated record
AUGCUGAAACUGUGUAAUAAAGACGUCAUAUCACCCACCUUUGAGUGUCCAUCUGACAACUCUCCCCUCCCUCCUUACUUGCUUCCCAUUUUCAGCAUGCUGGAUAGCAGUAAUCAGCCUCACUGGAGCAAUGAGCAAGGAGAACAGCUACAGCAGAAAGUCUCUCAGUUGCAGGAUCACCUGGAUGCUGAGCUGGAGGAGAAGAGAAAAGUCUUACUUCAGCUGUCAAGAGAGAAAGCUCAAAACAAGGAUCUGAAGCUUGAAGUCAGCAACCUGCUUCAGAAGCAUAAACAGGAAGUGGAGGACCUCCGAAAUAAAGACACAAUUUCCCAAUCUCCUGACUGGCAAUCUGAACCAGCUACUUACCCAGCUCUAUUCCAAGAGACCACUCAGAUAGAGCCCUGUGAACCAAAAAACCAAGAAGAAAAGAAACUGUCCCAGAUGUUAAGUGAGUUGCAAGUAUUGCAUGCAGAGACCAUACUGGAACUAGAAAAGACCAGAGACAUGCUUAUUCUGCAGCGCAAGAUCAACGUGUGUUAUCAGGAGGAACUGGAGGCAACGAUGACAACAGCCGAUAACGAAAAUAAAGUUCACAAAGAAAAACUGGAGAGGUUGAAUCAACUCCUAGACCUCAAGAACAAGCGUAUCAAUCAGCUGGAAGGUAUUUUAAGAAGCCAUGGCCUUCCAGUAUCCGAACAACUCAAAGAUGUGGCUUAUGGCACCCGACAGUUGUCAUUAUGUCUGAAACCACUGCCAGACCAUGGAGAUGAGGAUAAAGUGGACAUUUCUCCACGGCAUCAGAGUGAGAAUCUUUUUGAACUGCACAUCCAUCAGGCCUUCCUGACACCUGCUGCCCUGGCUCAGGCUGGAGACACUCAACCUACCACUUUCUGCACCUAUUCUUUCUAUGACUUUGAAACCCACUGCACCCCACUAGCUGUGGGGCUGCAGCCCCUCUAUGACUUCACUUCCCAGUAUGUGGUGGAGACAGAUUCCCUCUUCUUGCACUACCUUCAAGGGACGUCAGCUCAGCUUCAUCUACACCAGGCUAUAGCCAGUGAGCACCACACCCUUGCAGCUGGCUGGAUUUGCUUUGACAGGGUUCUAGAAACUGUGGAGAGAGUCCAUGGCUCUGCCACACUUACUGGAGCUGGUGGAGAAGUCUUUGGGGUGCUAGAGUACUGGAUGAGGCUGCACUUCCCCAUAAGAUCCAGCCUACAAGCAUACAAUAAGCGAAAGAAAGCCCAGGCAUACCUGUCAGCCAAUGUACUUGGAGCCUGGGAGGCCCAGGAGGAUGAGCCCAGAUCGGAGACCAGGAAGCAUCAGAAUGAGCUGCGGGUGGAAGUCAUCCGGUGCUGCGGCCUCCAGAGUCGAUGGCUGGGAGCCCAACCCAGUCCAUACGCCAUGUAUCGCUUCUUUACCUUUUCUGACCACGACACCGCCGUCAUUCCAGCCAGUAACAAUCCCUACUUCAGAGACCAGGCUCGAUUCCCAGUGCUUGUGACUUCUGACCUGGAUCAGUAUCUGAGGCAGGAGGCCCUGUCUGUGUACGUUUUUGAUGAUGAAGACACAGAGCCUGGCUCGUACCUUGGCCGCGUCCAAGUGCCCUUGCUUCCUCUUGCACAAAACAAAUCCAUUAAAGGUGAUUUUAACCUCACGGACCCUGGGGGGAAACCCAAUGGAUCUGUUCAGGUGCAACUGGAUUGGAAGUCUUGCUAUCUACCCCCGGAGAGUUUCCCAAAACCAGAAGCUCUGAGUGAGGAGAAGGACACCAAGGACAGUUUAGAUACCUCAGCUGAAGAGGAAGAGGCUUCCUUUCAUCCCCAGGACCAGAUGGUAUCUAUUGAGAUUCCCAUUGAAGCUGGCCAGUAUCAAGCUAAGCGAAAACCUCCUCAGGUGGGAGAAAGAAAGGAAAGGGAACACCAGGUUACAGGUUACUCAAGAAGAAAACAUGGCAAAAGAACAGGCAUUCAAGGAAAGAACAGAAUGGAGUAUCUUAGUCAUAACAUCUUAAAUGGAAAUACACUACAGCAGGAGAACUACACUGAAUGGAAAUUCUCAGGGCUUAAGAUCUCCACAGAUGAUGGUUUAAAAAAUCAGCAAAAGGAAGAGGAAAUGACAUCAUCCCAUUCAGCACGGAUACUAAAGGAAGCCCUACAUCCUGUGAAUGAUAAAGAAUCCUGUGAACAAGCUUCUGAAGUCAGUGAAGCACAAACUACAGAUAGUGAUGAGAUAGUAACACCUGUAUCUCAGAAAUGUCCUAAGGCAGGUUCAGAAAAGAUGUGCAUUGAAAUCAUCUCCCUGGCAUUCCACCCAGAGGCUGAAGUGAUGUGUGAUGAGAAUGUGAAACAGGUGUACGUGGAAUACAAGUUCUACGAUCUACCCUUGUCGGAGACAGAGACUCCAGUGUCCCUGAGGAAACCGAGAGCAGGAGAAGAGAUCCACUUCCACUUUAGCAAGGUGAUAGACCUGGACCCAGUGGAGCAAAAAGACCGAAGGCAGUUUCUGUUCGCCAUGUUGACCGGACAAGAUCCUGAGCAAGGACAUUUAAAGUUUACAGUGGUAAGUGAUCCUAUGGAUGAGGAAAAGAAAGAAUGUCAAGAAGUAGGCUACGCAUAUCUGGAACUGUGGCAGAUCCUGGAAUCGGGAAGAGACAUCCGAGAGCAAGAGCUAGACAUUGUGAGCCCUGAAGAUCAGGCUAACCCCAUAGGAAGGCUGAAGGUGUCCCUUCAAGCUGCUGCCGCCCUCCAUGCUAUUUACAAGGAGAUGACUGAAGAUUUGUUUCUGUGAUGGGACAAGUGCUAUUCCAUUCUAAACCCUGA